Molecule: messenger RNA, 1347 nt
Organism: Effrenium voratum
Lineage: Eukaryota; Dinophyceae; Suessiales; Symbiodiniaceae
Source: the annotation of a GenBank genome assembly
AUGGCUACUAAAAGCUUCCUAGAGCUGACCAACUUUUUCUCGCUUGAAAAGGCCCGGGCGGUGAUUGCAAGUGACAUCAAGCUGGAUGAUGCCCUGUGCUUGUGGUUUUUCCUGAUGCGCAACUUUGCGCGCCCAGCGAGCCACACAGUUCAACUCGAUGUCUAUGUGACUGGCAUUCAAGAUUCCGCAGCUGCGGUGUGCAUGGCCGAGCAUUUAUACACUUCGGCACUGGAAGCUGCAAAAGCCACUGGCAGAAGCCUUUGCCAGCUGAGCUUUCGCGCUUUGGCGUCCAGAAGCCGUGCUCGAGCCGUGCGCCACGAGGAGGACACCUAUGCACCAUACAGGGCUACUGAAAGUGGAUUUCCUCAAGCAGACGAGCGUCGGUUGCAGUUUUGGCAAGACCUGCCGAAAGAGGCUCGCAGUGCGGACCUGGUAGGCGUCAUUGCCCAAUUCCUCAGUCACGAGGUGAUCGCUGGUGGAAUCUCCAUCCGCGAAGAUGUAUUGGAUCUGCUCGUGCCAAGCCAUGGUGGCAUUCUUAUUUUCCAGAGUGGGUUCAAUACUCGCGUUCCAGAUGCCUUGGAGGAGGCACUGUGGCAGAGUCUGUCGCAGAAGGUUCAGCAGGCGGGUGCGAAAAUACUGUUUAUCAGCAACGGCUUCAGCUUCAACAAGGACUCCGGAAAAUCUGGAACUGCACAGCCUGAUGCUGCCUUCAUGAAGAAGCUGAUGGAGCAACAAGGGCAGCUCUGGACGCACUUGAGGGAUGCUGGUCUGAAGGAAUCUACUCGAUUUGCCGUGGACCAAAUGGCCAAAUGGCUUUCUGCCUCUGCUCCAGGCGUGGACUUUGCCCGGCUAGGCGCCAUCGAGGAAAUCAACAAAAGAGCUGGUAUUCCUAAAGGGUCAGAACAAGAGGUCAGCAAGUUUCUGUUUCAGCAUUUCCUUGACACGCAGAAGGAGGCCGAGGGAGAAAAUCCGGUUAUCGCCGUGUGCCGUGACCUUCACACAGUAGUCAAAGAAGCUUGCGGUGAAGGGAUGGCAGUUGCCUGGCCGAAUGAGAUUCCUGCCACAGCAUAUUGUGGGGUCACUGCACCGCACGCAGAAGACUACCUUGGCCGUUCUCUGGCAAAUUUAGAGAAAUUUGGAAGGACAUUCGAGUGUACCGACGGGCAGCAUUUCGUCACGCUGUUGCAGUCCGAGGUGCCACUGCUGAAGCCCUGCCAACUGGUACCUGGAGCGAUGCCCAGGUUCACCGAUGCGGCUGCAGACUGUGCCACGUGGGCAGCCACUGGAGCAGACGUUCCGCAAAGCCUUCUUUGGAUGGCAAACGCAGUUCUUCCCUGGGACUUCUGA